Molecule: messenger RNA, 4474 nt
Organism: Columba livia (rock pigeon)
Lineage: Eukaryota; Metazoa; Chordata; Aves; Columbiformes; Columbidae
Gene: TBC1D20
Product: TBC1 domain family member 20
Exons: 8
Coding region: 1411-2604 (397 amino acids)
Biological process (GO): positive regulation of GTPase activity; endoplasmic reticulum to Golgi vesicle-mediated transport
Cellular component (GO): endoplasmic reticulum membrane
Molecular function (GO): GTPase activator activity
Source: RefSeq, a predicted model, not a curated record
UCCUCUGAGGCAGCCGGGGGCUGGAGCGCCCCCUGCGGGCACGGCGGCGCCCCCUAGCGGCGGGGCGGGGCUCGGCGCUGCGCUCGGAGCCGCCCGGCGGGGACGGGCCCGGGGGGUCCUGGGGGCCCGAACCCUCCGCUCAGGCUCAACCCCCCCGCGGCUGUGGAACCCCCUCGGGCCCUCCUGGCCUCCCCCUCCAGGCCGCGGGAGCAGCCGCGGCUGCGCUUUGGCCGCUACCCGGCUCGAGGCCCUUGAGCUCUGCGGGCUUCGCCUCUCCCGGCCGCCCACCGCGGCGGUAACCGGGGCGGCCCCGGGGCUGGCCCGGCCUUGCUGUGCUCGGGUGCUCGGCAGCGAGAGCCCUUCCGGGCGCUGGGGGGGACACAGACCCUCUGGCCGGUGCAGUGGCACUUUGUGCUGGGACACUUGGCGUUGGGUGCGAUGAGCCCCCAUGCUCUGAGAUCUGGUUUCUCCUUCGAAGUGCAACUUCGCCUGCGAGUCGAGGUUUUGUGGGCGCACAGAAAAGCCUUUGAAAUACCUGAUUUUGUAUUACUUGCAGCUGCUGUUUGCUGUACUUUCAAACAGGGUAAAUGUUGGGGUAUUUGCCAGUAAAUCUCAGAAGAGGAGCCAGCAAGACCUGCCCCUUCCUUCGUGCUACUCGUGAAGUUCUUGAGUCUCUCCUUCCCGGGGCUCCUGGAGGUGCCAGCAGGUGUCUGUGUUGCAGGGGCAGGAACAGCCAGUGGACUGGAGCUGGUUUCUGCUCCUGUGCACACACGUCUGCUUGCACAAGGGGCAGGAAGGGAAAUAAAAGGAAGUUGUGGUCACUGGGUGAGCGUUUGGUGUAACGUUACCAGGAACUCCAUGUUUGGAAGGGAGUUGGAAGUUUGUCCUAGGCUGCUGCAUCUUGUUUUCAUCUCAAAAGUGUUUGUAAAGGGUACUUUGAGAAGGGAUGGCAUCCACCUCUUGGCCUCCUCAGUGUCCGUGUGUCUGAGCAGCUGCCAUCCCAUUCCAGCACCUUGAAAAGCGGCACUUCCAGCUCGGCUUCAGGCAGCGUCCCAGGAGCAGGGAGGGGACACCGGAGGUGCCACGUGGGCAGGGGACGCGCUCCCCCAGCUGCUGCUGGGAGGGUGGGGCCUUGAGGCUGUUUCUCCAUCCGGAUCCUUUUAAUUCCUCCCACCCCAAAUCCUGUUCAGAUACAUCCCUUAUCAAGCAAAUCCCGUUUGGAUCCCGGGGUAGUUGGAUUUGUUGGAAAAGCCUUUACCUAAAGGUGGUGUUUGUGGCCUCAUCGUGCACUCCAGCCCUGUGGCUGCUCCGCAAAGUCUCCAUAGUGGAAACUCCUCCGGUGUGGGGUAUCGGGUGCUGCUCAGCUGCCUCUUUCCUUCCUUGUGUGAGGCAGAGGUGACAAAUACUGCGAUGCAGUGUGAAAUAGUGUCUCUUGGCAACUCCCAGGGAAGCGUUCCGGUCUCCUACUUUGAUUCUAAGAAGAAAAGAAAAGUGGCAGAAAUUUAUCAGGCUCUGAACAGCGACCCCAUCGACGUGGCAGCGCUUCGGCGGAUGGCGAUCAGCGAGGGGGGGCUCCUGACGGAUGAGAUUCGCUGCAAAGUGUGGCCAAAGCUGCUGAGUGUCAACACGGACGACCUGCCCCCUCCUCCAGGAAAGGAGCUGCGCGAGGACAAUAAGGAUUACCAGCAAGUGCUCCUGGAUGUGCGGCGAUCUCUGCGCCGCUUCCCACCAGGGAUGCCAGAUGACCAGAGGGAAGGGCUGCAGGAGGAGCUCAUCGAUAUCAUCCUCCACGUCCUCAAGCGCAACCCCCAGCUGCACUACUACCAGGGCUACCACGACAUCGUGGUCACCUUCCUGCUGGUGGUGGGGGACAGACUGGCCACGGCGCUGGUGGAAAAGCUCUCCACGCAUCAUCUCAGGGAUUUCAUGGACCCAACGAUGGACAAUACCAAGCACAUUUUAAAUUACCUGAUGCCCAUCAUAGACCAAGUGAACCCUGAGGUGCACGAUUUCAUGCAGAGCGCGGAGGUGGGAACCAUCUUUGCUCUCAGCUGGCUCAUCACCUGGUUUGGGCACGUUCUGUCCGACUUUAGGCACGUUGUGCGAUUAUAUGACUUCUUCCUGGCUUGCCAUCCCCUGAUGCCCAUUUAUUUUGCUGCUGUGAUCGUGCUGUACCGCGAGCAGGAAGUUCUGGACUGUGAGUGCGACAUGGCCUCUGUCCACCACCUCCUGUCCCAAAUCCCGCAGGACCUUCCGUACGAGACUCUGAUCAGCAGAGCUGGGGACCUUUUUGUCCAGUUUCCCCCGUCCGAACUGGCCCGGGAGGCAGCUCAGCAGCAGGCGGAACGAACUGCGGCUUCCACUUUUAAGGACUUUGAGUUGGCGUCAGUGCAGCAGAGACCAGACACUGUGUUGAGGCAGCGCUUCAGGGAGCGGCUCCGAGGGGAGGAGCGGACAAAAUCCAUCUUGACAAAGCCAAGGACCAACCGCUUUGUCAAGCUGGCGGUGAUGGGGCUGACGGUGGCGCUGGGGGCGGCUGCCCUGGCCGUGGUGAAGAGCGCGCUGGAGUGGGCCCCCAAGUUCGAGCUGCAGAUUUUCCCCUGAAGCCAGAGGAAGGGCCGUCCCUGUAACCACGGCUUCCCCUGGCACGAAGGGCUGAUGUUUGCUGAAAGGACGUGUCCAGAAACAACCUGUCUGAAGAUUAUUUUUUAUUCUUGCUGCGUCCUGUGACGCUUUGGGCCUUUGUGACAGAGACUGACGGGAAGCAGCCCAGCAGGAUUGUUCCCUGCGCCAGCGCUCACCGUGUUCUCUCCUCGCAGUGCCGAGGUGAGCAGACGGGCGCUGCCGCUGUCUGGUGAGGAACAGGAGUACGGAUCAGUCGAGCUCUCCAGGCAAGCACAGGUGACCGUGUGAGUGGAGAACCAUGUGUGGGCUCUGCCGAAAUGAUCCCGCGUUCUCUGUUGGGGUAAUUAGUGUGAUUGAGGGCAGAUCCUCUGUCUCUGCAUCGCUCCCAGCACACACGCCUUGGCAUUCAGCUCCACCGGUGCUCUCACCCUUCCACAAGCGUGUAACACUCCCCGGCUCCUUUGCUUCCUCAUCUUUGCAGUCUGCCCCAGUCACAGAAGGGCAGGGGGCAGGAGCGGCCCAGGGGGAGCAGAGCUCUUGGGCGCUGGACUCCAUCCUGGGCAGCACCGCAGUCGUAUCUCAGAUCAGCGUGGUGAGAGACAAGUGUCGCUUGGCCUGCCCGAGGUAUGUGCUGUCAUGCGCCACAUUGCGUCACCACAAGAGUUAGUGACACUGUAAACACUAGUUGCAGACUUUUUUUAUGGCUCUGGAAACAGGCUCGAAUGUGGGGAAAGGCUUUUUCUGCCUCGCAAAACACUUUGCACAUGCCAGAAGUCUUUACGCUUGGAAGUCUGUCUUAAAUCUCCCCCACGAGCCGAUCAAACUUCAGUGUUGCCCCUCAGAAUAACGCAAGUGAGGGAGUUUCCCAGAAAGGCCCCCCCCACCCCCGGCAUAGCUCCCUGCCAAUGACAGUCCCAACGCUCCCUCACCCCCCAGGCUAAGCAGCAAAUCCUUCUGGACAACUCAGUGUCCCACUGAGACAAAGCCAAUAGACACUCGAUGCCUCUACCUCUCCCCAACCUGCUAAACCUCCCGCAAGUGCCCUUACCCAUCCCUACGGCCCCCCUGGCUCCCCCCUGCUGCGUUGUGCCCAAAGCCGCCUGUGCCGUGCCCAGGGGCUGCACACCUGAAAACCAGGUGUUACCUGAAGAGUUACAGAUUUCUGGAUAGAGAAGAAAACUCUUGCUGUGCAAAGCUCAGCACCCUCCUGUCCCAAACCCCUGCCUGUUGGUUCAUAACCAUUUCUGGGUAAAUUCUGGGCUGCCUUGUGGGCCCUUGGUUUCGGGGGGGCUGUGCUGGGCUGGCUGGGGGGGUGCAGAAAGUUGUCACGCCGGACCUGUUUCAGUUCAUCUGUGAGCAGAGCAGUUCCCUCUGCAGGCUGAGAGCUGGAGUGGGUGGAUCUGCGUUCACAGAGGCAGGGGUGGUGUGAGCUGGGGGCUGCUUGGGGGUCUCCUCGCCCAGCAUGACCCAUGGCAGAGCCUGUUCCUGGCCUCCAGCCCCUGGCCGCUGUGGCACGGAGUGCUGGGUGACUUUGCACUUUAAAACUCGUGGUGCAGGAGAGUUCAUGGUGGCCCAGGGGUGCUGCCAGGGGACCCCGGACCCCUCUGUGCACUCCCCACUGCCCCGAAGGACGGGAUGGCUGGAGCCUCCCUGGGGAAGCCGCUGUGCUCUCCCUGCUCUCUGGCCAUGAUGCACUUUAGUUCCUGUGUUGUCCCCAAGGAGGGGAAGGGCCUGGGAGGAGAUGGGUGCUCGGGUGCUUCAGUUCCUCUGCACAAAGACUUGUAUGUACCCAUGUAAAUGCAAAUUUGUACAAACCCUAUAGCUGUAAAAUAAACACUUACUAAACGCG